GUGGGGAAAGAAUUCUGCUGAAUAAAUCCGACGCAAAGGACGGACUACGGCUACGGAUUUCAUUCCCGUUCGUGUACGUUGUUGCGUAAGACAAACGUUGUAUCCCGUGGAAACGACAUACGCACAGACAAUGCUCGCAAUUCAGGUCUAAAAAUACAAUUUCAAAUAGGAUUAAUGCGAUAAAUCCGGUCGCCAAGUCUGAAAGCAAAAGGCACGUAAAAAAAAAACAAUUUAGACAAGGCGAGUCUUCGGAUUCGAAUAAUUGGUGUUUGGAAGAAAGUUUCAGAUCGUUGCGAUGGCAUCCAAGAACUUGAUAUUGGGCGUCGAUUUGGGUACCACCUCGGUGAAGGUGGUCAUCGUCAACGUCGACACGAACGAGAUCGUUGGAAAGCACAGCAAAGACACGCAGUCCAAUGUGCCAAGCGAUCAAGGUACGGAUGGGAACAAGCAGAACGUCCCAAAGAUCAUCUCCGCUUUGAACACUUGCGUCGCCAAGUUGAACAAAGACAUGCUGAGACAGGUCAAGAAAAUCGGUAUUUGCGGUCAAAUGCACGGCGUGAUGCUGUGGAGGAACGAGGCGGACGCGAAACCAUGGGAAAGGGUGGAAAGGGACGGAAGCCUGAUUAGGUACGACGUCGUUCAAGAGAAGGUCUCCGCGUUGUACACGUGGCAGGAUAAUAGAUGCGACGCCGAGUUUAUAGCCUCUCUGCCCAAAGCCCGUUCCCAUUUACCCGCAUACUCCGGUUACGGAAUCACCACCCUUUUCUGGAUGGCCAAACACAAGCCCGACAAACUUGCCAAAUACAAUUGCGCCGGUACAAUUCAAGAUUUCGCCGUCGCGAUUCUGGGGAAUCUGGACAAACCUGUGAUGUCGACGCAGAGCGCUGCGAGCUGGGGAUACUUCGAUUGCAAGGAUCACGAAUGGAAUCUGGAUUCCUUGAAAUCCGGAGGUUUUCCCAUCGAAUUUCUACCGAAAUUGGCGAAAAGUGGAUCCAUCGUCACCGCUCUUACAGAUGACUGGCACACGAUCCCGAAAGGAACGCCCAUCGGUGUUGCCAUGGGUGAUUUACAAUGCUCGGUACUUGCCACUAUCGAGAAUCCUUUGGAUGCUGUGCUGAAUGUAUCAACAUCAGCUCAGUUGGCUUUCGUCGCGCAAGACUUUACGCCGACCAACGAUGAACCCAUCGUAAGACCCAUCGAAUAUUUCCCUUAUUUCGAUGGAAAAUUUUUAGCAGUUGCGGCUUCUUUAAACGGAGGAAACGCCCUGGCGACGUUCGUGAAAAUGAUCCAACAAUGGUGCAUGGAACUAGGCUUCCCGGUGCCCCAAUCUAAAGUAUGGGAAAAGCUGCUCGAUUUAGCGAUCAACGAUAAUGCCGUAUCUGAGCUUCAAAUCCAACCCACUCUGCUCGGAGAAAGGUUCCUUCCGGAGAGCAACUGCUGCGUCAACAACAUCAACAUAGGCAACUUGGGUUUAGGACAGGUCUUCCGGUCCUUGUGCCGCGGACUUCUGCAGAACUUGCACAGCAUGAUGCCCAAAGAUAUUCUGAUCAAGGCGAACAUUUCUCGCAUCGUCGGCAACGGCUCCGGCCUCUCUCGCAACAAAGUUUUACAAACGGAAGUGCAGCAGUUGUACGAACUUCCUCUGGUCUUCACAAGCGGAGGGGACGCCGCCAAAGGCGCAGCAAUGGCCGUCAAAGAUUCCUAGGCGACGGGAGUAUUCCAAACAUAUCAGAGUAUACAGGAAACAUUUCAGCCAGCGCACAACGAAAGUAUUUUUAGAUUAUAAAAGCAAAGCAAAAUAUCACUUACCUUAAAUACACUGUGU
Nicrophorus vespilloides is the source of this 1825-nucleotide messenger RNA. RefSeq names its product sedoheptulokinase-like. Gene Ontology annotation, cellular component: cytosol. Gene Ontology annotation, molecular function: sedoheptulokinase activity. The transcript is spliced from 6 exons. The record is from RefSeq and is a predicted model, not a curated record. The coding region runs from base 296 to 1705 and encodes 469 amino acids. Gene Ontology annotation, biological process: carbohydrate metabolic process. NCBI's taxonomy places the organism in Eukaryota, Metazoa, Arthropoda, Insecta, Coleoptera, Silphidae.